Oreochromis aureus is the source of this 3775-nucleotide messenger RNA. RefSeq names its product tripartite motif containing 23 (gene trim23). The record is from RefSeq and is a predicted model, not a curated record. NCBI's taxonomy places the organism in Eukaryota, Metazoa, Chordata, Actinopteri, Cichliformes, Cichlidae. Bases 21 to 1853 code for a protein of 610 amino acids. Gene Ontology annotation, cellular component: lysosomal membrane; plasma membrane; cytoplasm. Gene Ontology annotation, biological process: vesicle-mediated transport; intracellular protein transport. Gene Ontology annotation, molecular function: GTP binding; GTPase activity; zinc ion binding. The transcript has 11 exons.
GGUAGCCUAUACUAGUAGAGAUGCUAAUAGAGCGAAAAAGAACGAAACCGGAAGUGCUUCUGGGGAUUGUCCUCUCAAACCUGCUCGGGUCUCUGCGCUGUCGUCCAAGAAUGGCCGCUGCUGCAGCAGGAAUAAACAAGCAGGGCGCCGUAGCGACGAUGGAGCCCUGUAUCCGACACGGGAGAGGAGCUAAUGGGAGCACGGUUAAGGUGCUGGAAUGUGGUGUUUGUGAGGAUGUCUUCUCUCUCCAGGGGGACAAGGUCCCUCGUCUUCUGCUCUGCGGCCACACGGUGUGCCAUGACUGUCUAACCCGGUUGCCCCUCCAUGGCAGAGCGGUCCGCUGCCCCUUUGACAGGCAGGUCACUGAGCUGGGGGACUCUGGAGUUUGGGGUCUAAAGAAAAACUUUGCUCUGCUUGAACUCUUGGAGAGACUCCAGAAUGGAGCGACUAACCAGUCAGGAAUGGCAGAGGAUGCCUUGAAAGGCAUGGGAGAAUGUAUAAUUCGCUGCGAUGAGGAUGAGAGCCACACAGCCUCCAUGUACUGUACCGUGUGUGCCACCCACCUGUGUGGCGAGUGCUCUCAGCUCACCCACUCCACUCGAACACUGGCCAAACACCGGCGGGUGCCACUGGCCGAUAAGCCCCAUGAGAAGACCCUGUGUCCACAGCAUCAGGUCCACGCCAUCGAGUUUGUCUGCCUGGAGGAAGCUUGUCAGUCCGGGCCCCUCAUGUGCUGUGUAUGUAAGGAGUAUGGCAAGCACCAGGGCCAUAAGCAUGCCGUUCUUGAGACUGAAGCCAAUCAGAUUCGUGCAUCCAUUCUCGACAUGGCCCACUGUAUCCGAACCUUCACAGAGGAGGUGUCCGAGUACUCGAGGAAGUUGGUGGGCAUCGUGCAGCAGAUAGAAGGUGGCGAGCAGAUAGUUGAGGAUGGAGUAGGCAUGGCACACACUGAACAUGUCCCCGGCACAGCAGAGAGCGCCCGCUCCUGCGUCCGAGCUUAUUUUGCAGAUCUGCACGAGACCCUGUGUCGGCAGGAGGAGAUGGCGCUGAGCGUGGUGGACGCACAUGUAAGGGAGAGGCUCAUCUGGCUGAGGCAGCAGCAGGAGGAUAUGACCAUCCUGCUGUCUCAGGUGUCCACCGCCUGCCUGCACUGUGAGAAAACACUUCAGCAGGACGACUGCAGAGUUGUUCUGGCAAAGCAGGAGAUCAACUGUUUGCUGGAGACGCUUCAGAAGCAGCAACACCAGUUCACUGAGCUGGCAGAUCACAUUCAGCUGGAUGCUGGCAUCCCAGUCACCUUCACUAAGGACAACAGGGUCCACAUUGGUCCAAAGAUGGAGAUCCGCGUAGUGACUCUGGGGCUCGAUGGCGCUGGAAAAACCACCAUCCUCUUCAAGCUGAAACAAGACGAGUUCAUGCAGCCCAUCCCAACCAUUGGUUUCAAUGUGGAGACGGUUGAAUAUAAGAACCUAAAAUUCACCAUCUGGGAUGUGGGUGGGAAGCACAAGCUCAGACCCCUCUGGAAACACUAUUAUCUAAACACUCAAGCGGUGGUGUUUGUGAUUGACAGCUGCCACCGGGAUAGACUCAUGGAGGCCCACAGUGAGCUGGCCAAACUGCUGACAGAGAAGGAGCUGCGAGAUGCCUUGCUGCUCAUCUUUGCAAAUAAACAGGACGUUCCCGGCGCUGUGUCUGUGGAAGAGAUGACGGAGCUGCUGAGUCUGCACAAGCUGUGCUGUGGGAGGAGCUGGCACAUUCAGGGCUGUGACGCCCGCAGCGGGAUGGGCCUCCACGAGGGGCUGGAUUGGCUCUCCAGACAGCUGGUAGCUGCCGGCGUCCUGGACGUCGCCUAAAUGCCGCCUCUCUCCACAUGCGGACUCUUUUCACUCUCCACCCAACCCCCCGAAUCUGAACACAAACCCCCCAACCUCUGAGCCUGGUUCAUCAGUUCUCCAAAAACUUUUUAACAUGAGCUUCGCUACAAGGCUGCAGCUUUAAACCCGACUUCUCCACCUUUCCAUCUCCAAGCACCAUUGUCGGCAAAGAAAACAAAAGACGUAUAUAUCUUCUCUAGCUUCAUAAUAUGGGAACUACAAAUAUGUCUUCAAGCCUGCCCUUCCUGCUACUCCCGACCUCUGAGAAAUAGUCACUGGACCUAAAUCCUGAGUUGAGACUACGUCCUCCCGUCCUGCUUUAUGCCUUCAUGUAGCUUACACACUUCAUUUUUUCUUCAUAGUUUAGGUGAUGAGCGGUUUAUCUGGCAUUUAUAGCUUUUGAACUUAGGUCCGGUUAAAUGUUAGACAUGCUCCUUGUGCCCUGACAAAGUGAACUGUGUCUGUUUUUUCUACCCCACGUUAACUCACCAUAACUCCCCAAAUACGUGACCUUGAACUGAACUAAAUGCACACCGGUCCAUGUUGUGAUGAUAGUAUCAUUUAUGUAUGCUUUUUAGUACGCUUAAAAUCAUCCUGACAGUUGACUUUAGUCCCCUUUCAGUUUAUUCCAGUACACUUGCAGGUUAAGUGAGAUGGAACAGAAACAUUGCUGUGGUGUAAAGGGGACCUCUUAUGCACACUUUCAGCUCCAUAAUUUUAUUCUUGGAUUAAUUUUGGAGUAGCUUUGCAUGAUUCUCAAAUCAGAAUACUACAUACUCAUCUUAUACUGGGGCUUCGGUGACAGUCUCCCCCAACACUUGGACUUUGCUCCAAAGUAAGGUUUCAAAAAGCUUUUUAUCCCCCAUGGAAGUUCUAGUUAUUCCACUUCCUUCCACAGAUUUCAAUUCAGGAUUCUUUGGCUGCCACAUGUCUGCAACAAGCCGUUUUCCUUCUCUCCGUGUAGGUCAACUCAUAAAGAGCAUCAUAAAGAGCAAAACUUAUUAUAAUGUCACCACUAUAAUGACAUACAUAUACCAGAAAGGAAGGAAAAGCAUAACUUUUCAAGCAUAACAUAGGUCUACUUUAAAUGGACACAGUGGCUUCAAGCAGUCUAAUGUUCAGAUUUUGCCUGGUCAUCUACCGUAAGGAAUAGCAGCUGAUUUUUUUUCUUUGGAUCUUUAUGUGCAAAGUCUUUUGUUUUGUUUUUAAGUGUGUGAACAUAUUUAAAAGUCACAGCUGGUGAGGUUUGGUUUGAAUGUAGUGUUUUCUGUUACUAAGCAAACUGUUACCUGAGCUCGCUGAUGAGCAGGACGAGCAGACUUUACUUUGAUACAAGCUGUUGUGGGGUAAAAACAAAUCAGAGUUUUUAAAUGCACCAAUUCUGCCUCCGUUUUGUGGAGCGUACUGCAUGCAGAAUUUGUCGACUGCACUCGUCUGCCGCCUCGCUCCAGAGUUUCCAUUUGAAAGCAAAUGAACCACCUGCUGUUUCUUAAGUAGACUAUGAGACUGAGUGUUAACUUCAAUGCGAAAGAAAAAAAAAGUCUUGAAAAUAUUCCUCUAUCCUACACAAGUUUUUUUCUGUUUUUCUGGAGUGCUUUCAAGAUGGUACACCGUUAAUCAGCCUUCAGUAAUUCUGUAAUGUGAAAGUAGUGAAACGUUAAACCUAACACUUACACUUGUCUUGUUAUUGAGGAACCAUCAUUUGAGUUUGAUUUGAUCUUUAUUCAUUGCUAUGUAAUGUUAACUAUUUGUACUUAUGUAUAAAAAUAUUUAAACAACUACAAAAAGAAAAAUGCACGUGUGAAAAGCUUUUCCGCAUAGUUUGCAACAUCAUUUCCCUUUGUUUUGUUUUUUUUUUUGGAAACGUAGAAGCACAAAGUGCAUUGAAACCUUUGUUACCA